GCUUCAAAGUCUUUGCAGCGUUGACCCCGGAGCUGCGCCGGAAGAAUCUGCAGCCACCCCCUCUCAUUUCUUACAGUAAUCCCGCCAACCAGAGUCAAGACUCUUGGGUAGAGCAAUCGUCAUCAUGGGUGGCGGACUUAAUUUCCUGAACAAGAAGACAUGGCAUCCUGCCAGGCCGCAGAACCUCGAGGAAGUAUGGAAGCGCGAGCAGGCAGCAGCGGCGGAGGCCAAAAAGGCGGAGGAGCUUCGAAAGCAGCUCGAGGAGGAGCGCAAGCGCAGCGAGUUCGUGCAGAUGGCCAUGGACACGGGGCACCUGAGGAAGGAGGAGCGGCUGGACUGGAUGUAUGCCAGCGGCAUGCAGGCCAAGGUGGACGCCGAGAAGCGGCGCGAGGAGAUGCUGACGGGCAAGGCGGAGGUGGAGCUGCGGCCCGAGCAGCAGGCUGGCACCGAAGUCAGCAGGGCUGAGCAGCUGGCGAACCUGCCGUCCUUCUACGCCCAGGCCACGCCCGCCUCCCAGAACGAGACGUGGAUGCGCCUCAACAACGACCCGCUCUUUGCCAUCAAGCGGCAGCAGCAGGAGCAGCUCGCCAAGCUGCGCGACAACCCCAUCAAGAUGAUGGAGCUGCUGAAGAACCUGAACAAGGCCAAGGAGAAGGAGGGCAAGAAGGAGGGCAAGAAGGAGAAAAAGGAAAAGAAGGACAAGAAGGAGAAGAAGAGCCGUAAGCGGGAGCGCGGCAGCAGUGACAGCAGCGAUGACGAGCGAGCGCCCAAGCGCAGCAGCCCGACCGGCAUGCCACCCCCACCCCCACGACACGCCGACCACCCGCCGGCACGGCGCGAGGACCAGCCGCCACGCCACCCACACGACGCCCCACCGCACUCGCGCGACCACCCGCCGCGCGCCCGCUCCCCGGUCGGGGACCGGGACCGCGGCCGGGAUUGGGAGCGCGAGCGCGAGCGUGAGCGUGGGCGGGAGGAGGGCCGGGGCCGUGGCGAUGACCGCCGCGCUGCCAGCGGCGCCGAGUAUGAGCGCCGUGACCGGGAGCGGGAACGCGGCGAGGAGUAUGGCGGUGAGCGCGGCAGGGCGGAAGACGGGCGGCGGCGGGAGCCGGCAGCCGCUCCUCCGCAUGGUCGUGACGGUCGUGACGGCCGUGAUGGCCGCGACGGCCGGGACCGCGAUCAUGACGGAGACCGCACGCGUGAGCGCGGGCACGAGCGGCACGAGGGCGCACACGGGGACGACCGGCGUGGCGGCAGGCAUGGUGAGGAGCGGCACGGGGACCGGGAGGAGCGGCAGCGCGAGGAGCGGCGGCAGCUGGACCCUGGGUACGGCCUCAAGCACUCGGCCGCGGCGCCUGAGGUGCUGGUGGCGGCGGCGGACACGACGGCGGCGCGCGCGGCGGAGACGCGUGCGCGUCUGGAGGAGGCGCGGCGGGUGCGCGAGGAGGAGGAGCGCGCCAAGGCGGCGCAGCGCUAUGUGCGGAAGGAGUACAAGACCGGCGGCAUGACGGAGGAGGAGCGGCAGCGGAAGCUGGCUGAGAUGCUGGGCAACGCGGACGAGCAUGAGGCGCAGCGCCGCCGGCGGUUGGAGGAGGCGGCGGCGGCCGACGCGGACGACGAGCGGCAGCGGCUGGUGCACCACUCGGACACGGGCCGCGGCGGCGACGCGUUUAAGGACGCCGCCUCACGCGACGUGUACAGCAAGUUGCAGGGGUCGCUCGAGGCGCGCGUGAAUUCGCGUCGGCACUUUAGCGCGCGCUGAGGGCGCCACCGGUAGUGUUUCGGCGUGUUCGUGGAGGCGGAGGCUCGAUAGGCGGGAUGGCUCAAGAACUUUCGGGUGGUGGGGAAGAGCGUUUGCGGCCAGAGGUGCUGGUGGCUGAUGGGUGAAGGGUCUGGGAGUUGUUCAGUGCACUGUAUUGGUAGUUACCUGUUGGCAUGGCGGAUGAGCGUGGUGCGAUGGGCGGAGCGGGGACUUGCGUGCCAUGACUUGACACAGGUCGACAAUGCGGCGGUAGCCGGAUUGAGAACUACCUGACCUUAGCGGGCGCUUGCAGGCAAAUUGUUGUGUAAUCUGUAUACGUU
Molecule: messenger RNA, 2082 nt
Organism: Chlamydomonas reinhardtii
Lineage: Eukaryota; Viridiplantae; Chlorophyta; Chlorophyceae; Chlamydomonadales; Chlamydomonadaceae
Exons: 7
Coding region: 125-1762 (545 amino acids)
Biological process (GO): mRNA splicing, via spliceosome
Cellular component (GO): U2-type spliceosomal complex
Source: RefSeq, a predicted model, not a curated record